This is a messenger RNA of Oncorhynchus nerka (sockeye salmon), 2540 nucleotides long. RefSeq lists its product as uncharacterized. The transcript is spliced from 6 exons. Lineage: Eukaryota; Metazoa; Chordata; Actinopteri; Salmoniformes; Salmonidae. The record is from RefSeq and is a predicted model, not a curated record. Gene Ontology annotation, molecular function: oxidoreductase activity, acting on the CH-OH group of donors, NAD or NADP as acceptor; NAD binding. Bases 38 to 1090 code for a protein of 350 amino acids.
GUUGAUUCAUCGCGCCUGACUGUCAGACAGACAUGACAUGUUCCAUUUGAUACACAGAUUGAAGACUCCACUGCUGUCAUUUGGAGGAACGCGCACAAUAUCCCAACGGAUCAACAUGGAGAAGCCCUGCAUACUGGCCACUACCUUCGGAGCACCUGGAGGCAUCUACAAAUGCUUUGCACCUGUUGUGGAGAAACACUUCACCAUUAUCCCAUAUGAGACAUUCCUGCUAGACCAGAAGAAUCUGUCAGAACAGGUCAAAGCAGUGUUUGUAUGGGGCGUUGCCCUGAACGUUGACAGAGGUCUGAUGCAGUCUCUGCCUAACCUCAAGGUGGUGGUUAACGGAGGGGUGGGAGUGAACCAUCUGGACAUACCCAUGAUCAACAGCUUUGGGGUGAAGGUGUGCAACACCCCUCAUGUUGUUGACAACGCCACUGCCGACAUCGGGAUGGGUUUGAUGCUGGCGUCUGCAAGGAAGAUCGUAGAAGGUCACCAUUACACCCUAACCCACAACAAUGAGGACUUGCCAGAGAGCUCCAUGGGUAUGGACGUCAGCGGGGCCACCCUGGGCAUCAUCGGUAUGGGGAGGAUAGGAUACAAGGUGGCCAGGAGGGCCCAGGCGUUUGAUAUGAAGAUCCUCUAUCAUAACAGGAACCGCAGGUGGAAAGAGGAAGAGAGAGCAGUGGGAGCGAUGUACUGUGCCAACAUGGAGGAUCUGCUCCAGCAGUCCGACUUUGUGAUGGUGGUGGUGAACCUGUCACCUGCCACCCAGAAACUGAUCGGUGCCAAGGAACUAGCCAUGAUGAAACCUACCAGCACUCUCAUCAACAUCAGUAGAGGCCUCGUUGUAGACCAAGAUGCGUUGGUGGAAGCCCUCCAGAAGAAAGUGAUCCGAGCCGCUGCACUGGAUGUGACUUAUCCUGAACCCCUACCAAUAGGCCACCCCCUUGCUGCUCUUCCAAACGUCAUCAUCCUGCCCCACAUAGGGACCAACUCCGUUGAGACGACGCAGAUAAUGGUGGAGAAGAUGGUGACCAACGCCCUGGCAGUACUAGGAGGGAACCAUCCUCCUGAUGAGGUCAAGGUGUAGGUCAGAGAAGUUUCCUCUAGGUACAGAUCUAGGAUCAGUUUCUAUUCCCCCAAUCCUAACCUGAACCAUUAGUGGGCAAAAUGCAAAAUUUAAAACCAAAAUCGGCAUCUAGGGGCAACUUCACCCUAUUCCUCAGGAAUCACCCUGGACCCUCCAUGCCAGUUGUAACUAGCUGCCAUGCCUUAGAGCAGGGGUUUCAAACAUACGGCCCCGCACACGAGGGGGUCCAAUCCGGCCCAUGGGUGGUUCGAGUAGCCUCAAAUAUUUAGAAAACAUUCAUACAGUAUCUUGACUGUGUCCAGCUCGCUAAUAAUCCCCGAAAUUAGAUCUACACUGUAUUCCUCAGGGAGCAAAUUUCUAAAAUGAUGGAUAAAGGACUAUUUUUUUUCUUCACAUUUUGACUGCAAGGAAAUACCACACUUUCAGUGCGGCCCUCCGGGGUCCCGCGCCAUGUCUAUUUCUAUGGGCACAAGCAAUGUUCAUGACACAAACUGUUCACACCCUUCUUGUUGGUGGAGAGAAUUUUGCAGGUUUAAAGCUUAUUUCCUGCAAUUCAACACAUUUUGUCAAGGGGUGCAAAUCAAAUGUUGCAGUUUUAAAGCAAAAAUAUUCUUGCAAUUCCAUACAUUUUGCCUUGUCUAAUGUGUAUACAUGUGAUAUUUGUGUGAUAAAAAAAUGACCACAAUAUCUAUGGGCUAAAAGAUAAAAAAUUUUAAAAACCGUUAGCUGACAUGGGCUAGUUGAUCUGGACAUUUCAGACCAGUUAUACAUGCAUAGCUAUUAAGGUCUGCAAUCACACGUGACAAGAGGAACUGAUGAUGCACCACCCAAUUUCACAAUGUCACCUUGUGCAUUCUACUAUUACAACUUUCAAAAGUAAGUUUAAAGCCCGACUGAAUUCCUUAAAAAAAUAAAUAAUAAUAAUAAUAAUAAUUGGGGGGGACCCCCUCCCUCCCCCUGCCGACCUCUCAGUUUGGGAACCAUUGUUGUAGAAGACCUGCCUUAGAGGGUCCUAACUUCCACCAUCACUGAUCUAGCAGAAUGUGGAAGGAAGGAGGACGAUGGGGGUAAAUCUAUCCGGUGGGGAUGAAGGAAAGGAGAGGAGGAAAAUGAGAUAUUUAGUAUUGAGACUUAGCCACCACAAUGCAGCAGUGUCACUGAUCAGAGAAGUCUUCACCAUCCACAUUAAUAAGCACCAAAUCAUAGCUCCGUCCUGGAAAAUUCUAUAGAAGUUAUGACACUAUAGAUAAUAGAAUGUUGGAUAGAAAUGGAAUAUAUUGCUUCUGAAUGGUGAAUAUGCCUUCUCAGACAGUACAUGGAAAUGUACUGUAAUUUAUAUAACUUCAUAUUGACUGUUGAUUUAACUCAUUAUAACCACUGAUUAUAAAGGUUUAGAGCAUUAUGCAUACUGUAUUUCUAACUGCAAAAUAAACAACUUGACACACCUGUU